Molecule: messenger RNA, 1737 nt
Organism: Colletotrichum scovillei
Lineage: Eukaryota; Fungi; Ascomycota; Sordariomycetes; Glomerellales; Glomerellaceae
Product: U-box domain-containing protein
Exons: 3
Coding region: 547-1359 (270 amino acids)
Biological process (GO): cellular response to misfolded protein; proteasome-mediated ubiquitin-dependent protein catabolic process; positive regulation of proteolysis
Cellular component (GO): cytoplasm
Molecular function (GO): protein-folding chaperone binding; ubiquitin protein ligase activity
Source: RefSeq, a predicted model, not a curated record
CCUUGGAAUCCACGUCCAACCCAUCGGCGCGGGUUGGCGGGGGUCCCGCGUUCAACGUCCACUGGAGUGGUGACAGCAGCCAACACGUACUGCAGCAGCAGCAACGUCGGAGGGCAGUGAAUCUUCGACUGGCACACCAUAGUGACGCCCCGAGGCUGAGCUGCAGCAGCCGGUGUGCCCAACGGCUUCUCCUCCACACCAGCCGAAUGCCAGUCUCAUCACCGAACCAAUUUCCCUGACUGCAGUCCGUACGCCUCAAUACGCAUUGAAGGUCACCCUCCUUGGCUUCUGCGCAGCCUUCUGUCUCGGUGUUCUGAUCCUCGACAGACAUCUUACGGGCUGAUUUCUACUUGGACGGCGAGACUCGCCAAGGUUGCACCGUUGCAUUCAGCGUCUACCUUGCAUCUUUAUAAUACGACUGAAUACCUGUUCUUCCAGCCCGCCGCUGAGCCGCCUCCUCCGCUUGUUAGUUCCAAUCCUACAAUAUUGGGCUGGAACUGUACUCUCCGAACAGCAACUACACAUUGCAAAGGGAACAACAGAAUAAUGUCGAGGUCAAUACAGCUCAAGGAAGAAGGCAAUCGCCACUUCCAGCAGGGCGACUAUGCUGGCGCGGAGGCCCUGUAUUCCAAGGCCAUCAUUGCCGACCCGAAGAACCCCGCUCUAUACACCAAUCGCGCAAUGGCACGCCUCAAGCUCGAGAUAUGGGAUUCGGUUGUGUCCGACUGCGAAUCGUGUCUCGGACUUACAGCCGACAACCUCAAGGCCCACUACUACCUCUCCCAAGCCCAGCUCGCCCUCAAGGACUACGAUUCGGCCCUCACGAAUGCCCAAAAGGCCCACCAGCUCUGCGUACAGACCGGCGAUAAGUCACUCGCGGCCAUCACCGCCCAGGUGUUGCGCGCGAAGAAAGAUAGAUGGGAUUGGAUGGAGAAGCGGCGAACACGGGAAGCACGACACCUCGAGGACGAAGUCAUUGAGCUGAUGGAGAAAGAACGUGAACAAGCCCUUACGAACGCAAUGGACGACGGGGAAAAGAGGGAGAUUGAGGCUGAAUGGGAGCAAAAGAUCGAGAUACUGAGGAGUACCUUUGAGAAGAGUCGCUCUGCCGAGGAGAAGAGACGUGAGGUUCCGGAGUGGGCUAUCGACGACAUCAGCUUCGGCAUUAUGGUCGAUCCUGUACUUACGAAGACUGGAAAGUCAUACGAGAGGGCAUCCAUCAUGGAGCAUCUCCGUCGCCACCCGAGCGAUCCCCUCACACGCGAGCCCCUACUGCCAUCCGAGUUGAGACCUAAUCUUGGCCUUAGACAAGCCUGUGAAGAGUUUCUCGAGGAGAACGGCUGGGCGGUGGACUGGUAGUCUUACGGAGUUGAGCUUGCAAACAUGUUGGCGGCACCCUCUGAUUUCAAUCAAUUGCAUAGCACGGCGUUCAUGGUCUCAUUGGGCGCGAAGAAUACCGAGUUGGAUACGACUUCGCAAUCGCUACUCAGCGACUAUAGACCUCGGGGAAGCUUUUCUCAGCACACAAUUCCGCUCCCAAAGUCUAGAAGGGAACAAGAAUGCAACCUAGCUUAGAUGUUGUGAUCAUUUGUGGAUAGACUGGAGUGUCUUAACGCAUGACAGCACCUGAAAGCAGUUCCUGACGGAGCUUUGGCUGCUAGGAUAUUGAUGGUAUUCGUCUUACGGGCCACUCAACCCUGAAAGCUUUAAUAGACACGACUCGCAUGAAAAUUUCGG